AUGGACCAAGGCAAGCUUGCGACCCGGCGUCCGCGUCAUGCGACGGAAGAGGAAGUUCGCUACUUGCUUCAAAUUCAGGGCGUGCUGAGCAACACGACGGACGAAAACGAGAAGCACAUUCUAAUCAACAACAUCAACGAGGAACUGCGAGGUUCGGAAGUGAGUUUGGCCUCAAACAAGAAAACAAGCUAUGUGAUUCAAUCCAUUCUUCAGAACGGCAACCGCGACAAACUGCGUCUCUUUCUCUCCUACUCCAAAGACUUCGCUGUCCACAUGUUCACCCAGACCUACGCCUCGCACUGCAUGCAGACCGCGCUGGAGCUGGCCAACACGUUCCUCAGCGAUCGCCUCGACGAGCCGUCCUCCGCGCUGGCGCAGCGUCUGGACGGCGAGCCGCUGGAGCCGCUGCUGGACCUGGUGAAUCUGUUCGUGGAGAACGUGCUGCCGCGCAUCGUGGAGGUCUGCUGCGACGUGAACGGCUCGCACGUGCUGCGCAGCCUGCUGUGCGUGCUGCUGGGCUGCCCCAACGCGAGCGCGGCGGUGAAGAAGCACAUCGUGAAGGGCGCGUUAAUGAAGAAGAGCAACGCGGCGAUGGUGGAGGCGUUCGACGAGGCGCGCAGCGCGGUGCUGUUCGCGCUGGCGGAGCUGGGCGCGAGCGAGCGGGAAUGGCUGAUGAAGAACCAGCACGGCUGCUUCAUCGUGCAGAUGCUCAUGAACAACCUCCCCGCCGAGCAGAGGACCAAGCUCGCGCACAUUCUCUUGGAUGUCGAGGACCCAGACGCCGCGCAGAAGCUCGUCAAGGAGCUCAUCGUCGAUGUCAACGGAAGUCGCUCGCUGGAGGGACUGGUGCGUUCGGCGGCCGACGACGUCGUGAACUCGUUUUUUAUAUCCUGGGAAUGA
This is a messenger RNA of Blastocystis hominis, 900 nucleotides long. RefSeq lists its product as hypothetical. Bases 1 to 900 code for a protein of 299 amino acids. Lineage: Eukaryota; Bigyra; Opalinata; Blastocystidae. Gene Ontology annotation, molecular function: RNA binding. The transcript is spliced from 4 exons. Gene Ontology annotation, cellular component: nucleolus; preribosome, small subunit precursor; 90S preribosome. The record is from RefSeq and is a predicted model, not a curated record. Gene Ontology annotation, biological process: endonucleolytic cleavage to generate mature 5'-end of SSU-rRNA from (SSU-rRNA, 5.8S rRNA, LSU-rRNA); endonucleolytic cleavage in ITS1 to separate SSU-rRNA from 5.8S rRNA and LSU-rRNA from tricistronic rRNA transcript (SSU-rRNA, 5.8S rRNA, LSU-rRNA); endonucleolytic cleavage in 5'-ETS of tricistronic rRNA transcript (SSU-rRNA, 5.8S rRNA, LSU-rRNA).